AUGAACCCAGCACAAGUAUCACCCUUCAAUAUUGUUGAUUCAAUUCAGAAUCCAUUCUUUAUUCUGGAAGAAGUAAAAAUGUUAUUUGUAGAAUUUGUGUCUAAUCAAAAUAUAUCUAUUGAACAAGAAGUGGUUGAAGACAUCUUCACACAAACAGAAGGUGAAGAAGAAAAUGCCCAUUUUCUUGCUUCCCAAGGAGUCUUGCAGCCACAUCCUCAUGAAAGUUCAUUGUUCAAAUUAUCCUCUCCUCUGCUACGAGAAUUGAUUAUGAGUUGUGUGAUCACUGUUCUUUAUCCAAACUGCCCUCAGAGUGAAGUUCCAUUUAAAGGUAACAAACUUAAUAUUAUAGAGGUUCUGAAGAAAUUUAUUGCUGCAUUUGAUAAAGAGAUGAUAGAGUGGGCAUGGAUUUGCUCAUAUAAGAAUGCAUAUGUGCUUGUCAAUGGUUGUAAAAAUGAAAAUGUUCCACGUGAAAGUGUUUAUGAUCAAGAGUUAUAUCAGAUUUUGAACAAUUGGCUAAAUCCAUUCAAUAUCAAAAUUACUGAUGGUAAAAGAUUGGAACGUAUGAUGUUAUCAGAUGAUGAAUGGCAAUUAAUGAAUGAAUUAACUUUAAUUUUGAAAAGUUUUGAAGAGCUUACUAGAAUGAUGAGUGGUAAUUCAUAUGUGACUAUUUCCUUGAUUUACCCAUCUAUAACUACUUUAAAAAAUAAUUUAGAUGAAUUAUUAUUAAAAGAAAGAACUACAAACAAAUUAUUAAUUGAAGAAUUUGAAGGUAAUGAAAAUACUGUAAUUGAAGGACAAGAUGAUGUAUUUGGUAUUGUUGAUAUUACAGAUGAAGAUGUUGCAGAUAAUAUAGUGGUAUCAGUUUCUACAAAAAAAAAUUAA
Messenger RNA from Entrophospora candida, 882 nucleotides. NCBI's taxonomy places the organism in Eukaryota, Fungi, Glomeromycota, Glomeromycetes, Entrophosporales, Entrophosporaceae. The record is from the annotation of a GenBank genome assembly.